Aplysia californica (California sea hare) is the source of this 1990-nucleotide messenger RNA. RefSeq lists its product as uncharacterized. NCBI's taxonomy places the organism in Eukaryota, Metazoa, Mollusca, Gastropoda, Aplysiida, Aplysiidae. The record is from RefSeq and is a predicted model, not a curated record.
CUCCCCGAACCCUGUCAACAUCUGUCCCCGAACCAGCCAUGACGUCACCGUGGUGUGUUCUGUCAAGUUUGAAGACAUCUACCCUGAGCCGGUGUUUCAACUGUACUGGGGCGGCCAACAAGUGCAGAAUGAGAAAGGAAAGUUGCGAACAGAUUCAUAUAAAAAACGUUACUAUACUCUAGUUAAUCACUAUACCGUCAAUGUCAAUCAAGCUGGAAGUAUCAACUUUCGCUGCGAGGUCUACAACUCAGUGCACACAAAUGAAAAAGCUUCAAGCAACACUUUAACAGUUCCAGUGAAUGCUCCACCGCCUUCUUCUCCAAAACUGACAAUAUCACGGGGAGUUUACCACGGGAUCCAGGGAUAUUCUGUCCCGAUGACCCCGGGACAGAAGUACUCAGCAAGCUGUGACGUGUCUGGGGGUCAGCCGCCCGUGUCAAGUGUCACACUGACCUGUCCAGGCGUGAGUCAGAAGACGAUGUCCGGGACUUCAGUGUCUCUGGCUGGCAUUGUAGUCGCUGAGUCGGCAGACCAGGAGAAGUGUGUAUGUGCAGCACAGCAUGUGUCACAGUGCUACAACCUGAGGACUGAGGUCACCAUUAGUGUGCUGUUUCCACCCCAAACUGUCACCUUUGAGAGAACAGACAGUGACAAUAACUCACCUGUGGACAUCUGCUCAGACUCUCCGCAACAGAUUAUACGGCUCCAGUGUAGAGCGACCUUUAACCCCCAGCCACAGUUCACAAUUCUCGUGAACGAACAAGAGUACGCUAGGUCAAGGCCAGAGCGUGUAGUUGGAAGUGGAAAAAACACCUACGUGUACUCGUAUGACUUUGUGCCGAAAGCUGGAGGAACCUACAACACCACCUGUACUGCCAAUGGAGACAAGACAGCGCCUGUUGAAAGUGACCAGCUCACCAUUCUCGUCAGAGAACCUCCUCAAACGGAACCGGAGAUCAUCAUCACCAACAUCGGACCAUCUGGCAACGUCUCGAAAAACCCGGAAGUCGUUUUAAAUAACACCGCUACAAAUGUCACGUGCUUGGUUGAUGGUGGAUACCCACCCGUGACGUCACAAGACAUUCUGUUGACUUGUGGGAAUAUCUCCGGCUCUGAACAGAUAACGCUUCCACCCGGGCUCUCUACAGAUGGAGAAAUAGCCUGCUCUUGUAGUGCGUCUCACAUUACUGGAUGUUACUCACGAUCUGCUCACACAAGAUUUAAGAUUUCAGCACUUCCACUGAGCACUGAGGCGAGCACGGACAACUCUGACGUCACUGUCAUCGCCUCUGUUGGUGUCGCUGUUGUCAUCGUCGUCGUUGUUGUUGUGGUGAUUGUGCUGGUGGUGAGGAGAAGAAGGCGACAUUCGGACAGGCUCUCCCAGGAUGACCCGUACGUGUAUCCCAGGGAUAUAGCAUUGGUCACGCGGCCAGUAGAUGACCCACGGCGGGUCACAGGUCAACCAACAAAAAUGAGCAACAGUACAGGGCGACAACGGGACAGGCUCUCCCAGGAUGACACUUACCUCAUUCCAUGUGAUGCACCAUUGGCCACGGAACCUGUAGAUGACCCACGGCGGGUCACAGGUCAACUGACAGAGACGGGCAACAGUACAAGCCACCAAGACGAAAACCUCUACGAAGAAGUAGAUUCUGACGACACUCCGCCAAGCGACAUUCACAGCCCUAUCCCAGUCAUGAGAACCAUGGCGGAAAUCAUCACAAUAGAGGCUCCGACAGACCCAAGUCCUUACAAUAAUGUAUCAGCCUCUGCACCAAGGUCAAGGGCAGGGCAGGACGGUCAAGGUCACAUCACAAACCCUACUGGAGAGUAUGACGUGUUUCCGGGUCCGGAUAGUGUCGUUUUUCUUUCUGAUCCUUACACCAGCAUGAAACCUGAGAACGAGUAUUCCCAGGCUGAUGAGGUGGAUGCCUCGUAUCUGUCAACCCAGGCUAGCUCUACAGGACCGGAGGGCUAUGUGAGUAUGGAG